AUGGAUAACGCUUCCCAUUCGGUAUGUGACCUUCCACUGAGUUCACAAAUUACGUUUACUGUAUGGGAUAUCGGGGCUCCACGCAUAGCAGUUCCCGUCGGUGGCUCAACGUUUAGGAUGUUUGGAAAAAAAUGUCACCGCGUCAGGACUCUGCGCCCGGGAAAACAUCGCUUGUUGCUCUGGGCGGUCAAGAAGCAGAUGGCUCCAUACAGACCAAGACACAAAGUAAACUUGGCAGCAGGGAUGAAAUGGUUUAGAGAAGCUCGUGAAGAAAUAAAGUCAGAUUGGCUACACAAUAUGGUUUUCGGAAAGAUGGAGGAGACAUAUGAUAGAAGUCAGAGAAUCUAUGUUGACCUUCCACGUUUCGACUUCCCCGUGGUAUUUAGAGAAUCUGCGACGAUACCAUUCGCACCUGUACUUCCCAGUUGUUUUGCUACAGAUCCAUAUCUCUGGGGCAUUCUCGACCCCGAGAGUGCACACGAAAACCCUGUAGAGGACAAGCAUUGCCAGCUAGUGCAGAGUCAUCGAAGUAGUCCAGAUGAACUUAAUCAAAUACUCGAUUACGCACCUUCCAGCCUCUCAUUCCGAGGAGAAAGGCUUCAUCUAGAAGUUCCGCUUUUACCUAGCACGGGACAAGCGUGGGCUUACCAAGUUCCUCAAACAGAGGUCGACACAGAUGAUACUUUGGAGCUCCUCGGACCAGGGACCGUGGACUUGAGAGUAAAAGCAUUUGUAAUACGGCAGUUUAACCACGCAGAUGACGAAGUCAAACGUCGUACUCGGUCCUUACCUGCUAGGCAUAGGCGACUGGCAUUUGGACAAUCUUCUACUAGCAUCGGAUGGUAA
Molecule: messenger RNA, 846 nt
Organism: Suillus subalutaceus
Lineage: Eukaryota; Fungi; Basidiomycota; Agaricomycetes; Boletales; Suillaceae
Exons: 8
Coding region: 1-846 (281 amino acids)
Source: RefSeq, a predicted model, not a curated record